Messenger RNA from Pogona vitticeps (central bearded dragon), 2121 nucleotides. The record is from RefSeq and is a predicted model, not a curated record. NCBI's taxonomy places the organism in Eukaryota, Metazoa, Chordata, Lepidosauria, Squamata, Agamidae.
GCGCGGCCCGCGACGAGGCGAGACCUGCCCCGGAAAGCAAGCACAGGGGUAUUUUAACAAUCGCACUGCUGCUGCUACUACUAAUAAUAGCGAUCCUCCACUUCUGGCCGGGAGACUGUCGGCGCUUGCCAGCCGCGGAGGGGGGCACUCCCUCCCGCUGAUGCCACUGGACCAUGGUUGCUUCCAGGGGCGGAUCAUGAAGUGUUUGACUUUCUUUCUUCUGCUUCCAGAGACCUUAAAGAAGUCCAAAAAGAGCGUCCGCGCCGGCCACGCCAAGGGGCCGGCAUGCUAUGAGAUCGUGCCCCUGGCCCUCAAGAAGAAGAUGGCUGCGGAACUUUACCCUGCCAACACCAACCUCGCCAACAGCAACGCCGCCGCCGCCAACAGCAAGAAGAACGCGCUCCAGCUCCAGCAGAGCGCCCAGCCGCCCUCCCCGCCGCCCCUGCAGAACCUCAACAACAACAACGUGGAGAGCGUCAACUGGCAGUCCUUCCACCCCACCCUGCGCGAGAGGAACGCACUCAUGUUCAAUAACGAACUGAUGGCUGACGUGCAUUUUAUUGUGGGCCCCGUGGGGGCAACCAAGAAAGUUCCUGCUCACAAGUAUGUUUUGGCGGUUGGUAGCUCUGUCUUCUAUGCUAUGUUUUACGGUGAUCUUGCAGAGGUCAAAUCUGAAAUCCAUAUACCAGAUGUGGAACCUGCAGCCUUCUUGAUCUUGUUAAAGUACAUGUAUAGUGAUGAAAUCGACCUGGAAGCCGACACCGUGCUAGCAACUUUAUAUGCAGCCAAGAAAUAUAUUGUCCCAGCGUUAGCGAAGGCUUGCGUCAAUUUUCUGGAGACCAGCUUAGAAGCCAAGAAUGCUUGUGUGCUGCUAUCUCAGAGCAGGCUCUUUGAGGAGCCAGAACUGACCCAGCGCUGCUGGGAAGUCAUCGAUGCUCAAGCUGAGAUGGCACUGAAAUCGGAGGGCUUCUGUGAAAUCGAUCAACAGACGUUGGAGAUCAUUGUGACACGGGAAGCACUGAACACAAAGGAGGUUGUGGUGUUCGAGGCGGUUCUGAACUGGGCCGAGGCCGAAUGCAAGAGACAAGGACUGCCAAUCACGCCAAGGAACAAGCGGAAUGUACUAGGGAAAGCUUUGUACUUGGUACGGAUUCCAACUAUGACUCUGGAGGAGUUUGCCAAUGGGGCUGCUCAGUCGGACAUCCUAACCCUUGAAGAAAGGCAUAAUAUAUUCUUAUGGUAUACGGCAGCCAAUAAACCCAAGCUAGAAUUUCCACUGACAAAGAGGAAAGGACUUGUACCUCAAAGGUGCCAUCGGUUUCAAUCCUCUGCCUAUCGCAGCAAUCAGUGGAGGUACCGAGGGCGGUGUGACAGCAUCCAAUUUGCUGUAGAUAAAAGGAUAUUUAUCGCUGGACUGGGAUUGUAUGGGUCGAGCUGUGGGAAAGCUGAGUACAGCGUCAAAAUUGAACUGAAACGGCUAGGAGUUGUUCUUGCCCAGAACCUGACGAAGUUUACCUCUGAUGGAUCUAGUAACACUUUCUUGGUCUGGUUUGAGCAUCCUGUACAGGUUGAACAAGACACUUUCUACAACGUAAGCGCCAUUCUGGAUGGCAAUGAACUCAGCUAUUUUGGACAAGAGGGAAUGACUGAGGUGCAGUGUGGAAAAGUGACAUUCCAGUUCCAGUGCUCCUCAGACAGCACCAAUGGCACAGGGGUACAAGGGGGACAAAUACCUGAACUCAUUUUCUAUGCAUGAUGCAUUUCACUUAGAUUGUAUUCCAGGGCUGCUGUGCCCAUUAAGGGAUACUUGACUUGACUUUAAAAGACUUCAGAGCAGUACAGAAUGUUAUGCCUCUUACCUAUUUACUUACAUUACCAUCAGAUACCAGACUAAGUGAAGGAAUACUCUUGAAUUUAAUCUUAUUUUAUUUAUUCGUAAGCUAUUUGACUUAUUGAACUGCAACAUGCAGCAAGGGGAACAUUUUAAAAAACUGCACGUGUUGUGCAUCUAUUUUGUAUAUAGAUAACUAACUUGCAGACUGCAACUGACUCAAACAGAAUGUUCUAAAGUAGAGCGGUUUGAGAUUCUGUUGAAUAUAAAACAUUUUUACUUGUCCUAAA